Messenger RNA from Entrophospora candida, 881 nucleotides. The record is from the annotation of a GenBank genome assembly. Lineage: Eukaryota; Fungi; Glomeromycota; Glomeromycetes; Entrophosporales; Entrophosporaceae.
ACAACUUCUUUUAAUCAGUUGGUAUAGAAAUCCGCCAGAUGACAAAAUUGGUCGAUUCUGGUAUGACAAGAAUUGGGAAACUAGAAUUCAAGAACAAGGCUACGCACCACAAAAACGUAUUGGUGGAUGGAGGUUUAUAAAAUUUUGUCCUGAUAAGCAGACAGCCGAUACCGAGCAAAGUCUGCAGGAAACAUUACAAGCUAUAGAGAAUGCUGUGUCAAGAGAAAUGUUAGAAGAGCGAUCAUCUGUCAUAAGGAAUAAUUGGAAGGUUAGACAACCUUCAAAAACAAUAAACUAUUCUUGCCCACCUGUGAUAUCACUCGAGUCUAGAAAUUCUAGUUCUAAUUCUGAGUCAAGUUCGUCCGCUUUCCCUUCAACUACUAUCCCACAAAGCAUCCCAACACCAAUGAAGCCAAUAGAAUUGGUUCAACAAGCACAAGAUUCUAAAUCGCGUGAAUCAAAAUUUCCUACUGAUCAGCAGCAUAAUCAUUUAGAAAGAUGCGUAAUAAAUCUUGAUCAAAAAAAUCAUGAAAAUUUUAAUUUAUCAGAAAAAUCAACUACUUUGGAUGAAAAUUCGCAAAAUUUUAUUGUUAGCUUAACAUCUAAAGAAAAUUCAUCCAAAGAUAAUUCAAAUUUUCCAGAAAUGCCUACAAAAGAUAUGAAAAUCGAGCUUAAAAAUAAAAUAAUAGCAAAACAAGGCUCCUCGUUUGUUAAUAACAAUAUUAGCAAAACAUCAUUUGAUAAUGAGUCAAUAGCAAAUGUGACUGAAAAGGUAAAAAAAGAUGGUAAUGAAGAUAAGGAAGGAAAUUUAAGGAAUAAGAAUAAUGUUGAAUUAGACGAAAAGAUAGGUGAUUUUGUAAAAGAUGACGAGAAAACACACA